GGAAGUGACGACGGACGUGCCCUUGACGGGUGGGGAGGGCUGGGUGGUACAUCUCUCUGCUCGCUCCUCCUGGAGAUGGCCCAGCGACUUCUCCUGAGGAGGUUCCUGGCCUCCACCGUCUCCAGGAAGCUCCCGCAGGGACAGUGGGCACCCCUCGCCUCCAAGGCCCUGCAGACCCCACAGUGCAGUCCCGGCGCCCUGACACUCACACCCAGCCCAGCCCGGACCAUCUUCACCACCAGAGUACGCUCAACAACCUUUAACAUCCAGGAUGGACCUGACUUUCAGGACCGAGUGGUCAACAGUGAGACACCAGUAGUUGUGGAUUUCCAUGCACAGUGGUGUGGCCCCUGCAAGAUCCUGGGGCCAAGGUUAGAGAAGAUGGUGGCCAAGCUGCAAGGGAAGGUGGUGAUGGCCAAGGUGGAUAUUGAUGACCACACAGACCUGGCCAUCGAGUAUGAGGUAUCUGCUGUGCCCACUGUGCUGGCCAUCAAGAAUGGAGAUGUGGUGGACAAGUUUGUGGGCAUCAAGGAUGAGGAUCAGCUGGAGGCCUUUCUGAAGAAGCUGAUCGGCUGACAAGCAGGUCUGUAAUAAAGAUCUUUAUGCGAUUUCUUCUGCCUCCUGCUAUGAAGAACAGACCUCGGGGCCCUGCACUCAGAUCCCUGUAGCUGCCCUCCUCCUUUCCCUCCGCCUUCCUCCCAGCCUCAGGACAACAGUGCUGGGCUGCUGGGCAGCCCCUUGACCUGCAAAGCUCCAGGCACCUUCUUGCCAUUGGCCAGGACCUUGGUGCUGUGAGCAGGUGGUGAAACUGAACAAACCAGAACAAUAAACCUGGGGCUCAAACUGUCA
Molecule: messenger RNA, 849 nt
Organism: Octodon degus (degu)
Lineage: Eukaryota; Metazoa; Chordata; Mammalia; Rodentia; Octodontidae
Gene: Txn2
Product: thioredoxin 2
Exons: 5
Coding region: 76-576 (166 amino acids)
Biological process (GO): cell redox homeostasis
Cellular component (GO): mitochondrion
Molecular function (GO): protein-disulfide reductase activity
Source: RefSeq, a predicted model, not a curated record